GCUGGCAGUCAAAUUUGGGGCUAGGCUCCGCAUGGCUUGGCCACGUCGGGGAUUUCGGGACGACAGUGUGGCAUUGGAGGCAGUCGGAGUCAGGCACAGCGCACCGCGCAGCAGCAACAGCAGAAGCUUCCCGCCGCCAUGAAGGUCCACGUCACCACGAAGGCCCUCGCGACCGCCGUCCUGGUGGUGCUCGCGCUGCUGGACGGGGUGAGUCCCGCCCCGCAGGCCGAGGACUCCGAGGAGGCCGACGACGCCGACGACGACACCUCGGGCAUGAACAAGGACAUGAAGGCCAUCCAGACCAUGUUCCGGACUUGCCUGGAGGAGACAGGCGUCAAGAUAAAACUGUUUAUCAGCAUGAUGAACGAGUCGGAACCGAUCUCGGAUAAAGGGGCGGAAAUGGCUCUCUGCUUGUUCCGAGCAUUUGACUUCUUGGACGAGAACAACCAGUACUCCAAGGAGGCCGUCCUCGAGCUCGCGUUUCGCAUCAACAAGGACUCGCCGAGGCGCCGGAAACUCAUCGAACACAUCGCCGGUGUCUGCGAGAGAGACGCCCGCGGCGACUCGGCCGAAGAAGUGGCCAAGAACCUGUUCGAGUGCUUCCGGACACAGAUACACUGCGCUGCGAGCCUAGACUUAGUGGAUGAGGAUGAAGAUGAGCAAUCGUGAUUUCAGAAAGCCGUUUGGCGCGCGUUUGGGCGGAAGGCGGAGCGACGGGACCCGAACGCCACCAAGCCUGCGAAGCGGGACCAGUACU
Messenger RNA from Thrips palmi, 757 nucleotides. RefSeq lists its product as uncharacterized. Bases 139 to 669 code for a protein of 176 amino acids. NCBI's taxonomy places the organism in Eukaryota, Metazoa, Arthropoda, Insecta, Thysanoptera, Thripidae. Gene Ontology annotation, molecular function: odorant binding. The transcript is spliced from 6 exons. The record is from RefSeq and is a predicted model, not a curated record.